Messenger RNA from Entamoeba invadens IP1, 258 nucleotides. RefSeq lists its product as hypothetical. NCBI's taxonomy places the organism in Eukaryota, Evosea, Mastigamoebida, Endamoebidae. The record is from RefSeq and is a predicted model, not a curated record. The transcript has a single exon. The annotation marks the transcript as partial.
AUAGUUGGGGUGAGGAAAGAAAACCAACAAAAAUUGAAGGAGAUCGACACCCUCUUUGAAGCGAUGUACAAAGAGAAUGAUUUGAACGUCGACGACGAACUUGCGGAGAUUGAAAAGGAAGUUCAUGAGGAGACUCAUCCCAUCGACAACAACUCCGAAAAGAACAAAGAAGUCAUUGAAAGUCUUCCAAAGGUCGAGACUCACCCCGUUGAAAGUCUAUCCACUGAGAAGCCAAAAGAAUUGGUUGGUGUAGAAUGA